Rhopilema esculentum is the source of this 1792-nucleotide messenger RNA. RefSeq names its product dnaJ homolog subfamily C member 5 homolog. Lineage: Eukaryota; Metazoa; Cnidaria; Scyphozoa; Rhizostomeae; Rhizostomatidae. The record is from RefSeq and is a predicted model, not a curated record.
CACCCGAUAGCAGGUGGUUUGACGAUGAAUGCUUCGCUCAAGAAUUCUAAAAUCUUGGGUAGAUAAUUUGUUAAAUUUUAUGUCUAACUUUGGGAGUUGCAACUUGACAUACCGUCAAUACACAUAUUCAAUCAUUGGAAAUUCCAUCUAGGUUGCCUGGAGUGUUUGUAAAUGCAGUAAGGUGGAAUUCAAGCAAAGAGUUAUCAUUUAUUCCGGUCUUUGCUGAAGAAUUCCUUGAAGCAGAAUGCUGUGAAGUAUGCAGUCGACACCGAUGAACCUGAAAUAUGAAGCAUAAAUAUGAGAAGAUGCCUCACCCAGAACAUGACAGGAAAGAAGGCGAGUCACUUUAUGACCUUCUUGGAGUGGACAAAGAUGCUACCCCAGAACAAAUUAAAAAGGCCUAUAGAAAGAUGGCAUUGAAACACCAUCCAGAUAAAAACCCAGAUGACCCGGAAGCAACAGAAAGGUUCAAGCAAAUUAAUCAUGCCAAUGCAAUUCUGUCUGACCCAAACAAAAGAGAAAUUUAUGACAAUUAUGGCACAAUGGGUUUGUACAUUGCUGAACAGUUUGGAGAGGAGAAUGUAAAAACCUAUUUCAUUCUGAGCAGUGGGUGGUGUAAAGGUUUAAUGAUAUUUUGUGGCAUCAUCACUGGUUGUUACUUCUGUUGCUGCUGCUUCUGUUUCUGUUGCAAUUUCUGUUGUGGCAAGUUUAAACACAUGAUGGAAGAGGAGGAGGAAGGUCAGUAUGAUGACAUAACAAAAUACGAAGAGGCAUCAAGUGAAGAUGAGCAAAGUGGUGUUGUUACAGAAGAACCAAAGUCAGAGAAAGAGGAAUGUGCAUAUGUUCCUGGAAAACCUAAUGAAGAAAAAACAACAUUUGCAAAAGAUUCACCCAAUGGUUAUAGUUCAAUGAACAAAACAGAUCCAGAAAUUAAAACAACAACUGAUAUUUAUGUUGAUGAAAAUAAUGAAAAGCCACCAGAACCUGAAUCACAAUCAACCACGCCAGCUGAUGCAAAAUAAUAGUUUUUAUUGAUGGUAGCAAAGUCUUAUUUAAUUCAAACCAAAGGAUAAAAGCAUGUUAAUUGAAUCUCAUUAAAACUGAUAGUUGGUUACUAAUUAAGGCAUUUUGAUUAAAAUUCAAGAAAAGGGAAGUUUAUUUUUGUUAAACACAAUGUUUUUCCAUGUUUGCUAUUUAUUUAUGGAUAUAUCUUAGAAAAAUGUUGUUAGGUUGACAAUGAUUUUGAUAUUAAAAUAUAUAUGAUGGAUAAUGUCACACCAAAGGUAGCAUUGCAAUAAAAAUUCCUCGCAGGAGAAUAGCUCAGAAAAUUGUCUUGGGAAUGUUAAAUAUAAAACAAAUAUCAAUAGAAAGGGGCUUUGCAAUCUGAUGACAAAAGUUUUCUAAUAAAAAGGUUUCUACGAAAGGAGAAAUGGAAUAUACUUGCAAGAAUAUCACUUGUUAUAAAAAAUUCUUGAAAGAGGCUUUGUUAAAAUGAACAUUUAUGACAUGCUACUUAUGGUGUCUUUACAGUAUUAUGCACCUCAUCAACUUUCCCAUACUUGCACUAUUUUGUCCUUGCUCACAUAUUUAUGCCUAUUAUCUCCCUAUACUGCAAUGCACCCUGGGCCUUAAGCAUUAUUCAAAAUUAUCAGCCAUAUCAUUCCAACUGAUCCAUGGUAGUCUACCUGUAACAGGUUUCAUUUUGAUCAUUAAUUUUUUUUAAUUCUACUAGACUACUAGAAUUUUGUAUUAGUUUGAAUUGUUUAAGUAUGAGUUUCAGUCACAUUUGCUA